AUGGUAUCCCAGCAGCCAACUAGAGAGAAGUCUACUGUGAGCUCCGUGUAUACGGAUAAGACGCAUCGCCCAUUUGCACAUUACUCCCAAGCCAUUAAAGCUGCCGGUCAUGUCUGGCUCUCUGGUCAAAUUCCCGCGGAUGCACAGGGCAAUCUGGUUACCGGGUCUGUGGCGGAGAAAACGCAGGCUAUCAUCAGGAAUACGGAAGCAAUUCUCGAGGAGGCUGGAUCUAGCCUGGACAGAGUUGUCAAGGUCGUGGUGAUUAUCCCUAUUCCUUCUUCGCAGGCUAUUUGUGGCUAA
Molecule: messenger RNA, 300 nt
Organism: Aspergillus glaucus CBS 516.65
Lineage: Eukaryota; Fungi; Ascomycota; Eurotiomycetes; Eurotiales; Aspergillaceae
Product: RidA family protein
Exons: 3
Coding region: 1-300 (99 amino acids)
Cellular component (GO): mitochondrion; cytosol
Molecular function (GO): deaminase activity
Source: RefSeq, a predicted model, not a curated record